AUGUUGAAGACUAUGAAAGCAGUAGUCAUGUACGAACCGGGGAACGCAGAGGUUCUAAAGCUGGAAAGUCGACCAGUUCCAGUACCGCAACGAGGCCAAGUCCUCAUCCGCAUCAAGGCAUUCGGUCUGAACCGCUCUGAAUUCUUCACUCGAUCUGGAAAUUCCAUGAACCAUGCCACUUUCCCUCGCAUUCUUGGCAUUGAAGGGACCGGCAUUGUGGAAGAUGCACCUGGUGGGGAGUUCAACAAAGGCGAUAUCGUAGCGACUUCGCUGGGUGGCAUGGGCAUAGCAUUUGACGGCUCAUAUGCCGAAUAUACUCGUGUACCGGCCACUCAAGUUCAAGUCAUCAAAACAAAACUCUACUGGGAGACAAUAGGAGCCAUUCCGGAGAUGCUACAAACAGCCUGGGGAGCUCUUUUCCGUUCGUUGCAGUUGAAGAAAGGAGACCGCCUUUUAAUUCGUGGAGGUACCAGUUCUGUCGGGCUCGCUGCUGCAGCUAUCGCCAAAAAGCAUGGUGCUUUUGUUGCCUCUACAACUAGGCGAGCUGAUAGGAAGGAUAUGUUGAUGGCGAAUGGUGCUGAUGAGGUGUUCAUUGAAGAUGGACAUAUUGCCGAAGAUGUCAAGAAAGGAGAAAAGUUCGACAAGAUUCUCGAGUUAGUUGGCACAACCACGCUCGAGGACUCGCUGAAGUGUGCUAGAGAGAACGGCAUUGUGUGCAUGGCUGGGAUAGUCGGGAACUCAUGGACGUUGCCCAACUUCCAUCCCAUGCGAGCGAUUCCCAAGUCGGUCUACUUUGCAACAUAUGCUGGUGAUGCAGGAGACUUCAUGGCAACGCCUCUAGAGGAGCUAUGCCAGCAAGUUGCGGCUGGGAAGCUGCAUAUUCAGAUUGGGAAGACAUUCAAGAUUGAUGAAAUCGUGGAAGCUCACAAAUGUAUGGAGAACAACGAGGCUGGAGGUAAGAUCGUUAUUUUGGUGUAA
This is a messenger RNA of Lachnellula hyalina, 978 nucleotides long. RefSeq names its product Quinone oxidoreductase. The transcript has a single exon. NCBI's taxonomy places the organism in Eukaryota, Fungi, Ascomycota, Leotiomycetes, Helotiales, Lachnaceae. The coding region runs from base 1 to 978 and encodes 325 amino acids. The record is from RefSeq and is a predicted model, not a curated record. Gene Ontology annotation, molecular function: oxidoreductase activity.